AGCCUCGCAAAAGAGAAAAGAAGGUGAGCUUGAGGGUUUUGUCCGAAAAUGGAGGAGGCGAACGCCAUGGCUCAGCACCAGAUGAUGCUGCAGCACCAGCAGCAGCAGCAGCUGAUGCUCCUUCACCAGCAGUAUCAGCAGCAACAACAACAACAGCAGCAGCAUCAUCAGCAGCAGCAGCAACAACAACAGCAUCAUCAUCUGCAGCAGCAGCAGUCGGUCAUCUCCAGGUUCCCGUCGAACAUCGACGCCCAUCUCCGGACCCCUGGCCUUCUUCGAUCGCACCUCCAAGUCCAGCAACAGCAACAGCAACAGCAGCAACAACAGCACCACCCCCAACACCAACAACAGCAGCAGCAGCACCAGCAGCACCAGCAGCACCAGCAGCAUCACCAACAGCACCAGCAGCAGCAGCACCACCCCCACCAACAACAAUCUCCCCAACAGCAGCAGAAACCAAGCGCGGCCGUGCGUCAAGGUUCCCAGGCAGAGAUGGAGAUGGCGCAGCAGGAUGCCUGGCGCGUCUGCCACCCGGACGUCAAGCGGCCUUUCUCCAACCUCGAAGACGCCUGUGAGAGGCUAUUGCCCUAUCAUGUUGUAGCAGAUUAUGAGGCUGAGGAGGAUGACAAACUACUAGAUGCUGAUCCUACAGGUCAAAUGAUGAGCCGUUUGCAGCAGUGGGACCACAAUAUUGCUGUCAAAAUUGCUGAGUUUACUGCUACUUUUGAGAAACAAGUUCUUGCGUUCAACAUCUUGACAAGGAAGAGAGCACAAGGUGAAAUCCGGUUAGAGGAGAGGCUUAUGAUUGAGCAGGCUCUGCUGCAAGAUGAGAAGCAGGCGUACAUGGAAGUGAGAGCAGAGAUUGAGUCAAGAGAGAAGGCCGGUAGAGAAGCUGCAGAAGCAAAGUUACGUAUGGCAAUGGCACAAGCUGAGCAAGCACGUGCAGAGGCUCAAGCACGUGCUGAGAUGAUGGCACGUGGUGGAGCUACAAGCAGCGACCCUGUAAGGCUUGGUAGUAGUUCUCAAGGCAAUGCUGAAGAGAACACUAAUGAAAUGCCAGGACAAGAACCGGGAGUGAACAUGGAAGAAAUUCUUCAUGGGUGGGGGAAUGUACAGAGAGAAGAAGAAGAACCACCUGAAGAUUUUCUCAACGAUGAUCAUGAACAGAACAGUGAAAAUGGUUUGCAGGAGGAUUGGCGUGAAGUUGGUGAGCUUGAUCUGAACACAAGAAAGUAAAAAAGAAAUUGGACAAAGCAAUGGACAUGCCCAAAUGGAGGUGCAUCCUUGUUAUGUUGAUCUUCAGAAAGAGGGACUGGUGGCUGUUUAAUUGCCACUGCAGAGGUCAUCUAGAAGGGCAUCGGGUGCACCAACUUUUGACAGAUGGAUGAAGAAUAACAAUUAACUUAGACAAGAUUUUGAUGGAUCCCUCAUAUACAUGGCAUUCAGGCAUUUACCCAUUGUUCUUUUCAUGUAAGUGCACUUCUUAGAGAAUGAUGCCUGAUGCCUUGUCCCAUGGGACUCCUAUAAUGGGAAUCUUUCCUGGAUGAUAUCCUGUCAGAUUUAGUAUCUUAAAAGCUAGCAUCUUGUUGUAUUGUAAUUCUAACUGAUUUCAGGUGAUACAUAUAAUGUGGCUAAUCAUAAAGCUGGCAAGGCUGAUUUUAGCUAAAAAGAUUAUCUGUUCCUUUUCUUAUUUGUUGUUGUCUUGAUGCUUCCUAAAGAAUUAGUCUCAUGCUUCUUGUUCUUUUGUUCUGCCUUGAAAUUAAAAGAACUAAAUCUGUACGUUUAUAUCUCCCUUUGAAAGUUAUCCUGAACUUCAAUAUCGCUUUA
Molecule: messenger RNA, 1827 nt
Organism: Nymphaea colorata (pocket water lily)
Lineage: Eukaryota; Viridiplantae; Streptophyta; Magnoliopsida; Nymphaeales; Nymphaeaceae
Exons: 3
Coding region: 49-1236 (395 amino acids)
Biological process (GO): positive regulation of DNA-templated transcription
Cellular component (GO): SWI/SNF complex
Source: RefSeq, a predicted model, not a curated record